Messenger RNA from Poeciliopsis prolifica (blackstripe livebearer), 4205 nucleotides. Its product is annotated as TBC1 domain family member 13-like. Gene Ontology annotation, molecular function: GTPase activator activity. Gene Ontology annotation, biological process: activation of GTPase activity; intracellular protein transport. The record is from RefSeq and is a predicted model, not a curated record. NCBI's taxonomy places the organism in Eukaryota, Metazoa, Chordata, Actinopteri, Cyprinodontiformes, Poeciliidae.
UGCCUGCUGGCUGAGAAGGCGGAAGUUCCAGCAGGCUAACUUGCCUGAGUCCAAUAAUUCAUUCCCGUUUCUGGGAGAAAGGCUGAAAGGGAAGCAGCGCGUCACCUGCCAGACAUGUCUACUGCCUACAAGAACAGGAUCCAAGAGUUCAAAUCGGCGUUGGGAGAGGAAAGCAUCAACCUGACGACGCUGAGGGAGCUGAGCUUCAGCGGAAUCCCUCAUGAGGAAGGACUGCGCUCGCUGUGCUGGAAGAUUCUGCUGAACUACCUGCCUCUGGACCAGACGUUAUGGGAUUCCUUCCUGAAGAAGCAGAGAGAGGUCUACUCCCAGUUCCUCAGAGAGAUGAUCAUCCAGCCCGGUAUCGCCAAGGCCAACCUGGGCCUGUCCAGAGCCGACGUCACGCUGGAGGACCAUCCGCUGAACCCGAACCCGGACAGCCGCUGGAACACGUACUUCAAGGAUAACGAGAUUCUGCUGCAGAUCGACAAGGAUGUGAGGCGGCUGUACCCGGACAUGGCGUUCUUCCAGCGGCCCACAGACUAUCCGUGCCAGCUGAUCCUGGACCCGCAGAACGACGAGACGCUGCGGCGCCGCGUGGAGCAAACCACGCUGAAGGCCCAAACCGUGAACCGGAACCGGAGCGGAGUCACCAACGUCAGCUCUCCAGGGAAGGCUCUGAACCUGUACCCGUCCAACGAGUACGAGGUUCUGCCCAGCGGCAGCGAGCACUGGGAGGUGGUGGAGCGGAUCCUCUUCAUCUACGCCAAGCAACCCGGCAUCGCCUACGUCCAGGGGAUGAACGAGAUCGUCGGCCCCAUCUACUACACCUUCGCCACCGACCCCAGCAGCUCCUGGAAAGAGCACGCCGAGGCCGACACCUUCUUCUGCUUCACCAACCUGAUGUCAGAGAACCGCGACAACUUCAUCAAGAGUCUGGACGACUCUCAGUGCGGCAUCACCUGCAGGAUGGAGAGCGUCUACGCCAUGCUGCGGGACAAAGACCACGAGCUCUUCCUCAAGCUGGAGGAGCAGAACAUCAAGCCUCAGUACUUCACCUUCCGCUGGCUCACCCUGCUGCUGUCCCAGGAGUUCCUGCUGCCGGACGUCAUCCGGAUCUGGGACUCCCUGUUCUCCGACCGGGACCGCUUCCACUUCCUGCUGCUGGUCUGCUGCGCCAUGCUCAUACUGAUCCGGGACAGCUUGCUGUCCGGAGACUUCACCACCAACAUGAGGCUCCUGCAGGAUUAUCCCAUCUCAGACGUCCACCUCAUCCUGACCAAGGCCAAAGACCUGCAGGAGAACUGCUAACCUGGGCCCAGGUAGGAGGGCAGACUGAGGGCCGGGUCAAAGGUCAAACCUGCUUCAUCGUCCGUCAUGGCAACGAUCCUCCUCUUCCUUCCGAACUGAUCAGAAAAUAUCGUUUCAUUGAUCGUCUGGAGGAGGAGCCGAAACCUUUCAACACUAUAGACGACUGCUGGAGGAGAGAUCGUCUGCUUCGGUUUUUAUCAUCAGAACCUUUUGGACCUUGAUGGAGCAGGAAGUGACGAGACCCACUUCCUGUCAGUGUUUAACUUCUCUACAGGAGAACAUCCGGUUCUGGUUCUGCUUCUCCGGGUCGGGCUCAGCAGAACCGGUCUUUCAGCUCAACAGAACCUCCAGGAUUUCUGAAGGUCCAGAACCAGCAGCUGGUACCAGAUACUCAGAACCAGGGUUGGACUUCACUAUGAGACCCGACGGACCGGCUUGCUGCACGUUUUGGACCUUUGACCCUGGGUUCUGGUUCGGUUCUGGGCCUGGCUUUCGGUUCCGGGUGCAGACUAAUAUCUGGUGAAGCUCAGUUCUGCUGCAGCCUUUAUGGUUUUUCUGAUGGUCAGAACAGAUUUCAGUUCAAACCCAAGUUAACAGGAAACCUCUGGUCAGUAUUGUGCAAAAGUUUUAAACCACCCACUUCCUGUGAUCCAGACGUUCCUGAAAUCUUUCACUGGUUUGAAUCAACGGUUCUCCAGACGUUCCUGAAGGCCUCGGUCCAGUUUUGACUCCUUUUCCAGUGAACUUUGGUGACUGACGGCUGUAAAUCUGCUGCAAAUGCCAAAAACCUGAAUGCAAACCAAAAUGGCUGCAUCACAGGAAACAGUGGCUGUUUCCUUCCACUCGAUUCUCAGCUCCACACUGCAGAGUCUGGGAUUCCUCCCUUUGAUUUGGAUUCCUCCAGAAAAAUUUUAGGCCAAUCAGCAAACAGAAGAAGUUCUAAACAAUAAUUUCAGAGUCGUAGUUCAUCUGUAGCUUCAGCGCCGGCAGCAGAGAAAGUGAAGGUCAGUUAAUGGUCACAUUUCCAAAUAUUAAAUUAUUAACCGUUCAGAUCAGCUUUUCGCUCUUCACAGUGGAGGACGGUUGUCCACAGGACAGACCAUUUCUGGUGAACUUCAUGUCAUUAUGUACGUCGCAGCCAAAUAUUAAUGAUGGUGUAAAUUUUAAAAUGUCAACAGAGGAAACAGGAAGUGAUCUGAGUCCAGAUCCUCUGGAGGAAGCAAAGCAGAGAAACGGAGCUGGUAAAAUUUCAGCAGGAAAUGAAUCAGAAUGGAAAACGCUGCAAACUGGCUUCAUAAACCUGAAGACCUCCAGACCACCAGGGGGCGGCGACUGGAAGAAAGCUGGACAAAGAGAGGAUGUUUGACUUCACAAUGUUUUCAGAAUGUAUUGCAUUAUAUAACCACAGCAGGUUAACAUGUUAUAUGACAGACUCCAGGCGCCCCCUGCUGGUUAGGAGCACUUCAGUUUGUUUGCAGCUUUUGCUCAUUUUUACAGUUUGCAGCAUUUUCCCUUUUGUUCUGUGGGAGAAAGAUUGUUUAUUUUUUUUAUCUGCAGGCUUUUUCUGUUGCAUUUUCUGUUUGUUUUUGAACCUGCAUCAUUUAUUAGUUUGUAGCAUCAUGAGGUCACAUCUACAAACUUUCAGUCCAGAUCUAGACUUUAAUAAACUGAUCUGUCUCCACAUGUUGGUUUUACCUGAACAAAUCGUUAGGCUGCUAAUUAGCGUUAGCCAUGCUAGCGGCUAACAAGGAGUGAGUGUAUUUAAACAGUAAAGAAACAUUUUAAUCAUGUUAGCGCACUGGCUAGACGCCACGCUGCCAUCAUGAUUUCAGUUUCUAUGAUUUUUCUGGAUGAUUUGAAUCUGAGUUAAAGUUUCUGGAAAUGAGAGAAAAAGCAUAAAAACUGGAGAACUUGUUGGUCCAAAGCACCUUGAAUGAUUUAUGGGAAUAAUCUGGAAGUUAUGAUGAAAUUAGGGUUUGAUUUUAGAUGAUUUUUGGACUCAAGUUCAUCUCAUUAAAAACUGAGUAUUUUUAAACGUUUCUUUAAAAUCCAGGAUAUAAAUCAGAUUUUUUUGCUUCUAAACAUAAAGCAACAAAAACUUUUUUUUGCCAAAAGUGUUUUUAUUGAACUGCCUUUAUGACACUAACUGCAUCACCAGAUGUUUAUCUUCUGAAGGAUCAUCUUAAAGCUCUUUUCAUGUGAUGCAUCUUAACGGCGUAUUAAAGGAACAUUUUUCCAGUUUCUGCUGCAGUUUCUCUGAAACUCCUGCAGGAUCCUGUGGAUUUAAGUGCAAUCUAAAGCUGAGCCACUAGAUGGCUCCACUUGGGCAGAAGGUAUGGACUGUAUCACCUGAACCUGAUCCGGUUUGGUUUGAUGACCGAACCGGAUCAGGAUCAAAAACUGAUUGAUCAUGUUGAGAAAAUCCCAGUUAAUGUCGGUUUAUAUUGAAUGAAUCUGAAGUUAUUGGAGCCUUUUGAUCAGAACAAAUGAAGAACAUGGAAACCAGAACCGGUUCUGUGAUCCAAUGACUCAGAAUCUGUUUGUUUCUGGCAACGUUUUCAGGGUCUGCUGCUGGUUUUUGGGACAAAUUUGAUCAAACCGUUCAGGAAAAGUUUCUGAGUUUCUCAGAUGUUGCAAAGCUUCACAUUCAGACGGAAACAAACUGAAGCUUUUUACUUUGAGGGUUUGUUACCAACAACGUCCUCAUCAGUUUAACGUGUAUUUAUUUCUCCUGAUGCUUUUCUGUCUGUUGAAUAAAACUUUUUGUCAUUUGCAUGAUUUUACAUUUUGUAAACUCAAAUGACAUUUUUUGUAAUAUUCUCCAGUGUUUAAAAUAAUUGUAUAUAAAUUGUUUUUACAUGUUUGCAUAUGUGAAUUAAAAUAAACAGUGACAAAAU